Messenger RNA from Nasonia vitripennis (jewel wasp), 2429 nucleotides. It is a transcript of the gene CCT8, whose product is annotated as T-complex protein 1 subunit theta. Gene Ontology annotation, molecular function: ATP hydrolysis activity; ATP-dependent protein folding chaperone; ATP binding. Lineage: Eukaryota; Metazoa; Arthropoda; Insecta; Hymenoptera; Pteromalidae. Gene Ontology annotation, biological process: protein folding. The coding region runs from base 371 to 2029 and encodes 552 amino acids. Gene Ontology annotation, cellular component: chaperonin-containing T-complex. The record is from RefSeq and is a predicted model, not a curated record. The transcript is spliced from 6 exons.
UGGUAAGCGCCACCUGCAUAUGAUAUGUUGUAGGUUUUUUCUUAUUAUUCCUCCCACAUAAUUAAUUAUUAAAAGUGAAUAUUUCAUUUAUCUUCUCGUUUUUAGAUUCGCAUAAAAUUUGUAUUGAUUUGACGACUAAUACGCGAAUAAUUGUGAAUUUAGUAAAUAAAGUCAAUACAUAUGUAUAGGUAAGCGAAUGAUCAUAAAUGGUGUAGAUGGCAGCAGUAACAGAGCUCGCGUGGUGCGGUCUCGUGUUCUCCAUCUUCUACAGUCACUGGUCUCCUUGGCAGCGCCCAAACUCCCAAACCUUUCUUUCGUUUAGUCAGUAUUAAAAUCGUUUGACAAAACUGCAUUUAUUUAAUAUACAAAGAUGGCUUUACACGUACCAAAAGCUCCCGGCGUAUCUCAAAUGCUUAAGGAUGGUGUUCGCUACUUUUCUGGAUUAGAAGAAGCAGUUUAUCGUAAUAUCACAGCUUGCAAACAGUUUGCACAGUCUGUGCGCACUGCCUAUGGACCUAAUGGCAUGAACAAAAUGGUUAUCAAUCACUUGGAAAAGCUAUUUGUAACUAGCGAUGCCGCUACAAUUAUCAAGGAAUUGGAUGUUGAACAUCCAGCUGCAAAACUAUUAGUUCUUGCAUCUGAGAUGCAAGAAGCAGAAGUUGGAGAUGGUACAAACUUUGUUAUCAUUUUUGCUGGUUCAUUGCUGGAAGCAGCUGAAGAACUAUUGCGUUUGGGAAUCACAACAUCCGAGAUAGUAGAGGGCUAUGAAAUUGCUUUGGAAAAGGCAUUGGAAGAGCUACCCAAGUUAGUUGUUCAUGAAGCUAAAGAUCACAAAGAUAUUGAACAAAUAAAGGCAGGUAUAAAAACUUCCAUAAUGAGCAAACAAUAUGGAAAAGAAGAUUUCAUUACGGAAUUAGUUUGUAAAGCUUGUACAUCUAUUUUACCUGCAAAUGCUUCCAACAUCAAAACUACUUUUGCUGUUGACAAUGUCAGAGUUUGCAAAAUCUUGGGCUCGGGAUUGCAUUCUUCCCAGGUGGUGCAAGGAAUGGUGUUCAAAAGGCAAGUGGAAGGAGAAUUGACCAAGGUUUUGAAUGCCAAAAUUGCCGUUUACACUUGUGCUGUAGACAUCACACAGACCGAAACCAAGGGAACAGUACUUAUAAAAUCUGCAGACGAAUUGAUGAAUUUUUCGCGCGGAGAAGAGUCUCUGUUAGAAUCGCAAAUAAAAGCUAUUGCUGAUAGUGGAGCAACUGUUGUUGUAUCUGGCGGUAAAUUUGGUGACAUGGCACUUUACUAUGUUAAUAAGUACAACAUGAUGGCUGUUCGUAUUCCUAGCAAAUUUGACUUGAGACGACUAUGCAAAGCGAUAGGAGCAACAGCAUUGCCUAAAUUGAUUCAACCAAGCAAAGAAGAAUUGGGAUAUGCUGAUACAGUUCAUGUAGAUGAAUUGGGAGACACAAAUGUAGUAGUUUUCCAACUUCAUGGUCAAGAAAGCCGUAUUAGCACUGUCAUUGUACGAGGUUCAACAGAUAACUAUAUGGAUGACAUUGAAAGAGCUAUUGAUGAUGGAGUGAACACUUUUAAAGCUAUCACUCGAGAUGGACGUUUCUUACCUGGUGCAGGGGCAACUGAAAUAGAAUUGGCUUCUAGAAUUUCAGCAUUUGCAGACACUAUUCCUGGUCUAGAACAAUAUGCUGUUCGAAAAUUCUCUACAGCUCUUGAAGUCUUUCCGAAAACUUUAUCAGAAAACAGCGGAACCCAAGCUCAGGAGCUCUUAUCAAAACUUUAUGCUGCUCAUAAAGAAGGAAAGGUUAAUCAUGGUUUUGAUAUCGAGAGCACUGGAGUUGCAACAAUUGUAGAUGCAGAGAAAGCUGGAAUACUGGAUUUAUAUCUAACAAAACUGUGGGCUAUUAAAUAUGCCGUUAACGCUGCAUGCACUAUUCUAAAAAUCGAUCAAAUUAUCAUGGCUAAACGAGCUGGUGGACCAAAACCUAGAGCAGGAAAAGCAAAUAGUGAUGAUGAAUCAUAAAAAUAAUAACACGCUUUAUCUGGACACAAUUCAUUUUGUAUUUUGCUAUUCAUCAAUUAUUCAAGCAACAAUCGUUAAUUUUCUUUUUUAAUAAAAAAGAUUUAUUUCUAUGAAAAAAUAACUAAUAUUUAUACAUCUUUUACAUUUAUAUGUACAAUCAAAUUCCCUGGAAAUAUACUUGAUAGAAAAAAAAUUUGGCUUCAAUUUUGAAUCUAUGAUGAGUCUGAUGAAUCUUCCUCAGCUUCUUUUAACCAGUUUACAAAUGGUAAUACAGCUGCUCUAAUAGCUUUAGCUACAUUUUGCUUGCUCUCUUGUUGUUUUACAUCAUCAACGUUGUUGUAAUAUUCAUCCAUACCAUCAUUAUCACCAUUACAGUCUUGUUCAAACCAUUCCAUAAUCU